AUUUCAGGGGGGCGCGGGGCUCCGUUGGCGGGUCGCAGCGCCCCUCCAAGACAAUGGUAGGGGAAAUACUGGGGCUUAACAUAUGAACAUUAGCACAAAAUGUGAUCAACAGAUUAUUAAUAGAGACUGUAAGGGUUGGUAAUGUGGCAGAAGAUAAGUACUACAUGUUGAUUGUAUUGCAAACAGUCACAUUUAUCAAUAUGUGCUUGGAAAAUAAUAUUUUUAAUAAUAUUAAAAUAAUGUGGCAAAGCACUACACAUAAAUACCAAAGGGUGACAUUAGAAAUCCAUAAACCUUUAAUGUCAAAUGUCAUUUUUUCAUUUAAUAUGAGCCAUUCUCUUAGCGUAAAAAAGGGCAAUUGCAUAUUAUUCAACUUUAUGUUUAUUUUUAGAGAGUUAUUUUUUUAAUCAAUCUUUAUAAUAAUUCAAUUAUAGGGAUUAAAUUGUGGCUUAUAAUAUGUCAAAUUCUGGUGAUUUUAUAUUAACUGUUUUUUCUUUACAGUUAGGAUGUCAAACUUUUUAGAUAAAACAAAACAAAAAACAAACAAGACAUACUACUGGCAACGGAAUGUUAGAUAAAGGGAAUCUAAUAAAACGAUAAUAAAUAUGAAUGAAAUUAUGUUAAUUUUCCGUGUGUUUUGUGAUAAUAUUGUCUGCGCGUGGCAACUACUAAGUUUCGAUUCCAGCAGAGGGACGAACCCAGAAGUGUAAAAACGAAAGUGAACCUUAAGCUGUCAGACGGUGAUGUUUACUCUGAGAGGAGAGGAACAGAACAGACUCAUUCUGAAAGAUACACGGAAGGUUUUAUAACUUUUCUCUCAAGUAAACGUGUCUCGGGGACGUGGGGUUUGUCUCCAGAACUUCCGGUAGUUAUCUGACUGGUCUGCUGAUGUCUUGGACAUUCUACCGGUCUAUUUCAUCACGCUGUAUAAGGGACAGCUACUUUGGAAUGAGAGGCCUCAGUAACCACCAGCUGUCCUGCUGUGUGAACACACUCCUGCAGACCUUCUACGCUACCUGGGAACUGGGAGAAAUACUCGACAAGUGGGAGGCAGCUGCUGUGAAAGAGGAGAGUUGUAACGUCCCCCUGCAGCUGAAGAGAGUUCUCUCCGCCAUGAAGAGCGACACCCCCCCUCAGGCUCCUCAUCGUGCCUUUCUCCACUCUCUGAACUCAAACCGUAUUCGACUUGGUUCGCAGCAUGAUGCUGAUGAGGUGUUCCUCUCCAUCCUGAACCUCCUGCACCACCAGAUGGACGACAAACAUCUGGCUCUUGAAAUCCAGAAUCUGUACAAGAUAUCUGUUGAGACAUGCUUGCAGUGUAUAGAUUGUUCCUCCGUCCAGACCCUGAACACCUACCUGCUCAGCCUGCCGCUGCAUGUCAAGGAAGAUCACGACUCUCUGGAAGGCUGCAUGACCUCCUUCUUUGAGCAUCAGGAGCUAAGGGGCAUAGAUUGCUGCUUUUGUGCACGAUGUGAAAAGAAGACUCCAUCUAAAAAGGGUCUUACACUACUUUCCCUGCCUUGUAUCUUGAGUGUUCACCUGAAAAGGUUUCGGAAUAGCAAUGGUGACACCCGAAAACUUGACUGCAGGAUUACCUUUCCAGAAACCAUUGACUUUUCUGAGACUGUUAAGGAAGCGUUCUCCUCAGACUUUAACCAGAAUGACUGCAAGUACACACUGCAUGCAGUGGUAGUGCACUCUGGAUAUGCAUCGUUUGGGCACUAUACUGCCUACGUUCGCGAAAGGAGGAGCCAGCGCUGGUACUAUGCAGAUGACAGCCACGUACAUCAGGCCUCCUGGGAAGAAGUGCAGAGAUCCUAUGGGGGAAAUCACAGCAGAGGCACAGCCUACAUGUUAAUGUACAGAAGAGGUUCAAAAGAAGUGGUACAACAACCACAACUCUGCGGCUGAGUGGAUUGACGUGGAUGAAUUUGACCUGGGUUCAUGGUGCAAUAUUGGAUCAAAAUGGAUACUAUAGGAAAUAUAUAGAAUACAUAUGCUCAUUUGCUUUAUUUAAUUUAUGGGACUUUUUAGAUGUUAUUGUAAAUGGUGAAUUGAUUAAUAUGUAAUGCUUUUUCUUGCUAAUUUAGACUGUACUUCAUCAAAGGAGUCUUUGUAUUUAAAGAAGUUGGUAAAAAAGCUUUUAUGGUUUUCUUAUGAUUGGAUAAGGGUUACCUGUAAUCAUAUGUUCUUUGUCAUCAAUAUCUCAACAGGUUUAUUCUGAGAUAAUACAUUCUGACAGUAAUUUGUGCUGAACACCAGCAGGUGGAGUUGAAGACUCAACACACUGAUGGGGUUUUCCAUCCCGAGACCACACACACUGUAAACACACUCUAUGAUAUGGGGAGGGUUGGUUUGAAAAAAUGCUUAGCUUAGAUAUUCACUGUUAUGGGGGAAAUACCUGCUAUUGGAGUCAGUGUUCAUUUUCCUGACACUGCUGUAUGAUAUAUGAGUCACCCAUUAAGCACAGUGAAGUCAUUUCUUUUUCUCGUUGGGACUGCCAAAAACAACAAUAUUAAAUCUCCUUCAGAAUCUCAUUUUGAACUUUCAUUUUCUCACUACUUGUAGGGUCUAUAACUUCUUAUACAAAAGUGGAUUUGAUGACUCAAUUAAAUUAUCUUAUUGAUGCAUCAACAUCAGCACUUCUAUCACUACCUGGGCUCAAAAUGAAUGCAUUUUAAUGCAAUUUAAUAAUGCCUGUUCUGAAUGUGUCUUGCAGUUAAAAAAUGGGUUAAAACUGCAAUUACAUCAGUGCUAAAAUGCUCUGUAUAGGCUUUCAGCAGAGCCUCUAAAGUUCCCACUCAUUUCGCCAAGAGUCGGGGGACCGUGUGAAAUGGUGCCUAUGUGCUGUGGAGCUUUGACAGAAUGGAACAUGUCUCCACAGUGCCACAGGCAGCAGGCCUCAUGCUUAGUCAUCUCGCUGCUGUGUGGCACCGCUUUCUAUAUAGGGGGCAUCUUAUUCCCACAUUAAAAGACCAGGGCUAGAGGUUUAAAUUAUGUGUCUUGAUUGAGUCAGUGUCACAUUAAGAUUGUUUUAUCUGACUUUGCUUGAAUGGGAAGCUGACAAUGGAAUACUUGUUGACACAUAUUGAGAAGUAUUGGAAUGUGGAUGUAUUUACAAUAAAAAGCAUUUCAAUUAUCUAGACGACAGGCUCAGAUCAUUUAAUAAAAGCUGAUAUAAUCAAUGUAUUUCUUUUGGUGAUCCUACUGUUGUUUAGAUUGCAGAAAAUGUAUCCAAUGAAAGAUGUCCUGCUUAGCAUCAUAUGGCAGACAUAUUGCCAGGUAGAUAACACAUUAUGAUAAUAUAAGGAAGGAGCCAUUGUGCAUGUUGAGUCUGCUUUUUGUGCAUUUUGCUGAUAAUACUUGUGUACUUUCAGCUGAGUUCACCUAUGUGGGAUUGUCAUUGCUAAUGUGUUAGCAGCAUAGUGAUGUUAUAGGUACUGGUGGAAGUGUAUGUAAUAAAAAAAAAUUGAUUUCAA
Messenger RNA from Notothenia coriiceps (black rockcod), 3479 nucleotides. It is a transcript of the gene usp18, whose product is annotated as ubiquitin specific peptidase 18. Gene Ontology annotation, cellular component: cytosol; nucleus. The transcript has 10 exons. Gene Ontology annotation, biological process: protein deubiquitination. Bases 889 to 1911 code for a protein of 340 amino acids. Gene Ontology annotation, molecular function: cysteine-type deubiquitinase activity. The record is from RefSeq and is a predicted model, not a curated record. NCBI's taxonomy places the organism in Eukaryota, Metazoa, Chordata, Actinopteri, Perciformes, Nototheniidae.